AUGUCUGAAGGAGCAGAGGGUGGCAUACCGCCAGAAGUCAUUGCGGCUCUCACUGCCGCGGUCAAAGAAACCCUCGGGGCCGCCUUCAUUGGCUUCUGUAUCGGGACGACACUCUAUGGGAUCACAAUGCUCCAAACCUAUCUUUACCUCAAGUCGUAUCCUAAGGAUCCAAUCUGGUCUAAACUACUCGUUGGGAUGUUCUGGGCCUUGGAUACUUUCACGACGGUUUUGAUUGCUCACUUGAUCUACACUUAUGUUGUGCUCAACUUUGGAGACCCUGUGGCUGAUGAGAAGAUCCCAUGGAGUUUUGCUCUUGAGAAUGAGAUCGUGGAUAUUAUCACUCUUAUGGCACAAUGUUACUUUGCAUAUCAAUUGUUCAGGCUUUCACCCAAAAACUUGAAGAUUGUGCCCGUUUUCAUAGCGAUGCUUGCGCUCGCUGCCUUUUUUCUGGAUAUCAAGGUCACUGCACAGCUAUUUUCAAACUUAUCAUUUUCGGAGGCAUUGAGUGAAAGGAGCUUUAAUGUGACCGGAUCCGUCGUUCAGGGACUGUGUGCCUUAUGCGACAUCCUCAUCACGGUUUCCCUUAUCUAUACUCUUCGUAACUGGCGGUCCGGCAUCAGCUCGCGCACAACAAUCAUUAUCGACAAUCUCAUCCUCUAUGCUGUUACUCGCGGUAUUCUGACUGCAAUAUGUCAGAUAAUGUUCAUGGCACUGAAUGCUUCAAUGCCGGGCCACACUUUUUGGCAGCCCUUCCAUCAAGCAGUUGGCAAACUAUACGUCAACUCAGUGCUUGCCUCCCUCAACUUCCGGCCGGUUGCAGGCCCAAACUCCGGAUCGGGUGCAGUUCCGAUAGGCAAAGACAUGGACACAAAUUCUACUCAGAUCCGAUUUGGAGGCCAUACAAAGUCCUGGGCCCUAAGCACUAACCCGCUCGCGACCACGGUGGUAAACUCGGCACCAUCAAAAUAUCCAGCCUCCUCGUACCUCACACAGGAGGAGCGGGAGCUUGACAAUAUCCCCAGCCGCAAAGAUUCAGUUGUGUAG
Messenger RNA from Marasmius oreades (fairy-ring Marasmius), 1044 nucleotides. RefSeq lists its product as uncharacterized. The record is from RefSeq and is a predicted model, not a curated record. Lineage: Eukaryota; Fungi; Basidiomycota; Agaricomycetes; Agaricales; Marasmiaceae. The transcript has 18 exons. Bases 1 to 1044 code for a protein of 347 amino acids.